AAAUUUUUCUUUUGGGCGGCUUGGUCAGUAAAGAGACGGAAAUGUGCCUGGGCGCGAUCACGGUGGAAUAGGGUCCGACGAUCUUCUCGCCCGCCCUACUCUAGGGUUGCGCGACAUGGCAAGAGGAGGGAUCCGGAGGUCGCGCUGCGACGAGAAUGCGAGGAGGGCCGAGGAAGAGGAGGCAGAGGCCGUGAAGCGGGCGAAAGGCGCGGAUUAUGGCAGCGCCAGGGAGAAAGAGGGCACUGGAUCGAGUAAAGAGCAGCAGCAGAGUAGGAAGGGCAAGAAAUCUGGGCGUAGGAGAGGCCGCGCGAAGAAAGACGGGAGCUCCAUGGCGACGGCGUUGCUCCCGAUCAACGAGAAUGCAUCUGGAUCGUCUCUGGAAGGGGGAAUCGCCAAGAAAGACGAGGAUUUGCUCGUGGACAAGGCCAAAAAUGUUGAAGUGGAGGCUGUGGCAUUCGUGGAAAGCACGAAGCCUGCGAGUUUGAGUGAGGAUGGAGAAGUCGAGCUCUCGUCAUCUUCCUGCAUGCACAGCCCCGAAUCGCCCAAGGAGAGGACUGUCAUCUGGAGCAAUGCCGCUUUCUGCUCAGAGCAGCAAACUCAGACGCCGACUGCGACGAUGUCUGUGGAGAAAAGCGUCCUCGUAUGCAACGAUGAUACGGUGGCUGGUAUGGAACUGAUGACAGCUGAAGAUGGUCUGAAGGAUACCAAAGGUAGCGAUGGAUCUUCAGCAGUGAAACUUUCCUUGGCUGUUGAGGCCAACGAAGUACAUGAAGUCAAGGUGCCAGAGAAAAAUGAAAUGACAGCGAUCGUCGAAGAGGACGAAGUAGACCACCUGGAGAAAGAGAUAGAGAACGAGAUCGCACUUCUGACUAAGAGGUUGGCGGAGCUUCGUGCAAAACGGGAGGCGAAACACAAGACGCAGGAACGAGCAAAGCGUGCACUCAGCUGUCCCCCGACUCCGCUUUCGUCCGGACUACAGGAACAGACGAACGAUGGAGACAAGAGUAAGAGCCGGGGGAAAGGAAGGAUGGUGUCGGCCAAGUUUCUGCAGUGGCCAACAAAAAGUCCUGACCUUGAACCAAAGACGUCGGAGAAGCAGGCGUCCUUUAGAAGAAACGAGGCUACUACGAUUUCCUUUCAAGCUACUCCGACGAAUGCCGUGACUCCUUUCUCCAAAGGUACUUCGACGGGUGCUGUGACUUCUUUUUCGAAGGCUACGACUCCUCAUCACGGCCGUGCUCCUGUUCCGGACGCUGAGCAAAAGGAAACUUUUCUCAAGUCGGCUCCAAGAGUUUCUGUUCCGGACGCUGAGCAAAAAGAAUCUUCUCUCAAGUCGGCUCCAAGAGUUCCUGUUCCGGACGCUGAGCAAAAAGAAAGUUCUCUCAAGUCGGCUCCAAGAGUUCUUCUUCGAAGCAAAGCCAUUGAGAAACUCCAGGCAGGCGCAGGUCUCAAGUGUCUAGCUCGGCCAGCGAGCUCCCUGAAGAGUAGCUACCGUUGCAGCCUCGAUGGCAACUUCAUCGAGCAGAUCCGAAACCUCAGCUUAAGCCCCGCCACCAGCAACGUUUCGGAGGCAUCCAAGAAGUUCGACUGGACCAAGUCGCUUAGAUCUGGAGCUACCGUGGAGAAGAGGCCCCAGGUUGACGAGAGCCACAAGAAGGCAAAGGGGACUCCGGAAGCACAGCUUCUAGUCGAUCUCAAGGAGAGCAACAAGGCGUCCAAAGUUUCUCCGUCCGUGACACGAAAGGUGAGGAACGUCGCAAGCCGGUACAACGAGUCUCCUGCUCAACACCAGCCUACGAGGAAGCGAUCUCUGGACAUCCCGUCUCAAGCAUCGCCAGACACGGGAGGAGCGGCACCAGCAGCUUCGAGCCACAGGAAAAGAGUGUCACUCGAUCAGCAGCAGCAGCAGGAGCAGGCAGUCGACGCAGCAAAUCCUCCAGCUCGAAAGUCUGGCAUUGGAGCAGCGGCAAGAUCCGGAUUGAGUCGUCUCCGGCCGAGGAAUCCAGCGAGCAGGGAGGCGAUGAAAACGCCACCGAUGAGAAGAGAUGGAUUGGAGAGCGAGCUCAAAAAGCUGCCGGGUCUGGUGAUCAACCGGGAGGUGGAGUAUAGUCCCAGAGACUCGGGCUGCGUGAAGCGCGCGAGCCAACAAGGAGGAAAGAAGAGCUUCUUCCUAAGCACCGAGAGCUGGGACGCUGGCCAUCGAGAAGAAAAGUAGAGAAAAUCUAAGCGAGGUAACGUUUGUUUCUUCUUUUUUUUUUUCCUCCCAUGGUUUGAUCGCUCAACUUCUGGCUGGGUCAUCCUUUUCAAAUAAGGGGAAUAUGCUUGUUGUUAAAUACUAUGCGAAUAUACUCGUUGUUCUAAGAA
Selaginella moellendorffii is the source of this 2364-nucleotide messenger RNA. RefSeq lists its product as uncharacterized. Lineage: Eukaryota; Viridiplantae; Streptophyta; Lycopodiopsida; Selaginellales; Selaginellaceae. Bases 116 to 2215 code for a protein of 699 amino acids. The record is from RefSeq and is a predicted model, not a curated record. The transcript is spliced from 4 exons.